This is a messenger RNA of Arabidopsis arenosa, 1006 nucleotides long. NCBI's taxonomy places the organism in Eukaryota, Viridiplantae, Streptophyta, Magnoliopsida, Brassicales, Brassicaceae. The record is from the annotation of a GenBank genome assembly.
ACUCAAAGUUUAUUUAACCAAACAAGUCUCUUUCGUAUCUUCCUACCACAUUGGCAAGGAUUUGAGAAAGUUAAAAAUGGAUUUCACUUCUAGAUGUUCUCUCAAGCCUUUCAAUUUCACUUUUCUUCUCCUUUGGCUAUCACAUUUUCAGGCUGCUCAAUCUUUCACAAACUUCAUAUUUGGAGACUCAUUGGUAGAUGUUGGAAACAACAACUAUAUCUUCACUCUAUCGAAAGCUGAUUCUUCGCCUUAUGGCAUCGAUUUUGGACCUUCCAAUGGCCAACCCACGGGAAGAUUCACUAAUGGUCGAACCAUUUCUGAUAUCGUGGGUGAAGCCUUAGGAGCAAAAUCAGCACCACCUCCAUAUCUUGAACCAAACACUGAGGCUAACACAAUUCUCAAUGGAAUCAACUAUGCUUCUGGUGCGGCUGGAAUCUUGGACGACACUGGACUUCUUUUCCUAGGAGCUAGGAAGUUCGUGGUGGUUGGAGUAGGGCCACUAGGUUGCAUACCAUUUGCUCGUGCCUUGAAUUUAAUACCAGCCGGAAAAUGCUCCGAACAAGUCAACCAAAUAGUCCGAGGUUAUAACAUGAAGCUUAGACACUCUCUUAAGACACUUAACACUGAGUUAAGAUCUGAAGAUUACAACACUACAUUUGUUUACGCCAACUCUUACGACCUAUUCUUGAAACUGGUUUUGAACUAUCGACAGUUUGGCUUGGAGAAUGCAGACAAGCCUUGUUGUGGCGGCUACUUUCCACCAUUUGCAUGCUUCAAGGGACCGAAACAGAACUCAAGCCAAGCGGCUUGCAAGGACCGGUCCAAGUUUGUCUUCUGGGACGCGUAUCACCCAACCGAAGCUGCCAAUCUCAUUGUUGCCAAAGCACUUCUUGAUGGUGACCAAACUGUGGCUACACCUUUCAACAUUCGUUAUCUUAACGAUCUUUAAUUACUAACCUAAUAUCCGUGUGAUUCGUAACCACAUAAAUAUAAUCAGUCACAUGUC